AUGAAAUAGGACGGCCACAGAUAAUUUAGUGAAUGAAGUUCUCGUAUGUCUUUUCCCAAUACUUCGAAAUUGCUAACAUUACAGAGAGCUCGAACAGACAAGUGGCAGUUUCCAGACAUGGACCCACUGUUCAAAAAAGUACUGUUGCGAACACUGCUUUACUUGUUAUUUCUCCUUCCCAGCGCUUGGCUCUUUCUGCAAGUGGAGUACACGGAGGAAGACGAGGAAGAAACAAAGUAUCAAGUGUUGCACUCCCUGCAAGAAUUCAUGAUAUCUAAAUACAAUAUAACCACCGAAGAGUUCAUUAACUUCUCUCAUAUCGCACACGAGGCCCUAAGUGAUCCGAAACCUAAGUGGACCUUUUCGUCUGCCCUUGAUUUUGUCUUUCAAGCUUGGUCCACCAUAGGUUACGGGUACAUCACUCCUCAAACAUGUUCAGGCAGAAUUUUGUGCAUCAUUGUUUGUUUAUAUGGGAUUCCUAUCACCCUGCUCUUGUUAAAAUCCAUUGGGGAGCUGAUUACCAGCCGUGUUAAUGCCGAAGUCAGACGUUUCGAAAAGAAAUUCUUGAAUACACUGGAGCCGAAACAUAUUCAAACUAAGACUGCUGUUGUUUUGGUAUCGUCGAUGAUAUUGCUGAUGACGGCAUAUGGAUCUUUGGUACCGUAUCUUUUAGGUUGGACUUUUGACGAAGGAGUAUAUUAUUCUUUUAUAACAUUUUCUACAAUCGGUUUUGGAGACUAUGUUUUACAUACUAAAUCCGGAAUCAAAAGUCUCGAGAGAUUAUUUUCAAAAAACUCCUCAAGGCAGGAAGGAAGCAAAUUUAGAGUAGCUCACUCAGAGGAUACCAUUUACUCGGUUAUCCACAAUGUAUUGGCGUCAUUGUAUUGCAUGUUCGGUCUGUGUGUGGUAUCUGGUGUGAUUAAUUCCAUCAUGACUGCCUUGGAAGAAACGAAAAAUCCCCUCACUCGGCGUGCUACUGGAUGCAUCCCUCGAAAAACUCAUAACCACAUCGGGAUAGAUCUAGCCAGUUGUUCGCAGCGUGAAGAACAUGAAGAAAUGCAACACUCAGACGUUCAAACUGUAGAGGGCAAUCUUUCACGGUCGGUUGCAGAAAUAAAAUAACGUAAGCUAGAAGUUUCUCCAUGGUGAGACCUGUUUUGUCACUAAUCUUUCAGGCUGCAUGCAUGCAUGGAAUUGAGAGAGAGGGGAGACAGUGGGACAUUACUCAUGAGGGGAAAGAUAGGUAUAAGGAGACAAGCCAGCUGUUUCAGUGGAAUGAAUGAUUUUAAUGCAUCACUUUCGUUCAAUAUUACUCAAAUCGGAUUUUAUAUUAUCUCAGGAAAAU
Molecule: messenger RNA, 1345 nt
Organism: Pocillopora verrucosa
Lineage: Eukaryota; Metazoa; Cnidaria; Anthozoa; Scleractinia; Pocilloporidae
Product: two pore potassium channel protein sup-9
Biological process (GO): potassium ion transmembrane transport; stabilization of membrane potential
Cellular component (GO): plasma membrane
Molecular function (GO): potassium ion leak channel activity; outward rectifier potassium channel activity
Source: RefSeq, a predicted model, not a curated record